Hemicordylus capensis (graceful crag lizard) is the source of this 2754-nucleotide messenger RNA. RefSeq names its product heterogeneous nuclear ribonucleoprotein A0 (gene HNRNPA0). The record is from RefSeq and is a predicted model, not a curated record. The transcript has a single exon. Gene Ontology annotation, molecular function: RNA binding. NCBI's taxonomy places the organism in Eukaryota, Metazoa, Chordata, Lepidosauria, Squamata, Cordylidae. The coding region runs from base 379 to 1308 and encodes 309 amino acids.
CUCAACAGCGGGUUAACGUCUGACACAAAAAGCGACGGCGCACGCUCUCUGGCUCUUUGGGCACUUAGGAAGGGGGUGUGUAUGUCCCGCGUUUCCACGGUGGGCGGGACACGAAGCGUUUCCUUUGUGUGUGGGCACCAGUCGCCGGCUGCUGCGAGCGCGCCUGAGGAGGAGUAGAAGCCGCCAUUUUGUGCGUGUGCGCUUCCUCUUCCCCACCCCCUUCCCCGUUCUCUGCCGGUAAAGCUGCUGGGCCCGGCCGCCCCCCGGACGAACACCAGCCUCAGCGCCGUCGGUUUCUGCUCGGCCGCAGGUGCCCCCUACUGGCGGCAGCCGAAAGGAGGCGGAGGUGAGGAGGGGUUUGGCGGUCGCGGCUCCGGCAUGGAGAACUCCCAGCUGUGUAAGCUGUUCAUUGGCGGCCUGAACGUGCAGACGACGGAGGCUGGGCUCCGAGAGCACUUCGCGGCCUACGGGACCCUGACCGACUGCGUGGUCGUGCUCAACCCACAGACCAAGCGCUCCCGAUGCUUCGGCUUCGUCACCUACUCGGCCGUGGAGGAGGCCGACGCUGCCAUGGCCGCCUCUCCGCACGCCGUGGACGGCAACGCGGUGGAGCUGAAGCGGGCCGUCUCCCGCGAGGACUCUGCCCGGCCGGGGGCCCACGCGAAAGUGAAGAAGCUCUUCGUGGGAGGCCUCAAGGGGGACCUGGGCGAGAACGACCUGGUGGAGCACUUCAGCCAGUUCGGCCCGGUGGAGAAGGCCGAGAUCAUCUCCAACAAGCAGAGCGGCAAGAAGCGGGGCUUCGGCUUCGUCUACUUCCAGAACCACGACGCCGCCGACAAGGCCGCCGUGGUCAAGUUCCACCCCAUCCAGGGCCACCGCGUGGAGGUCAAGAAGGCCGUGCCCAAGGAAGACAUCCAGGCGGGCGGCGGCGGCGGCGGCUCUUCCCGGUCUAGCUGGGGCGGCCGGGGGCGGGGAAGAGGCGGUGGAGCCGGCAACCGGGACCAUAACGGGCUCUCCAAAGGAGGAGGCGGCGGCGGCGGCGGUUAUAACAGUUACGGAGGCUACGGCGGAGGCAGUGGGGGCUACGGGUCCUACGGUGGGGGCUCCUACGGAGGAGGCGCCGGCGGCGGCGAUUAUGGCAACGGGUACGGCGGCUUCGGCAGCUACAGCCAGCACCAGUCCUCCUACGGCCCCAUGAAGAGCGGAGGCGCGGGGGGCGGCGGGGGCGGCAGCUGGGGGGCCCGCAGUAACAGUGGACCAUACAGAGGCGGUUAUGGCGGGGGAGGUUACGGAGGCGGCUCUUUCUAAGCGGGAAUUCGCCCGUGCUCGUGUUGGGGAUGUCAGUUUUGUCUGCAUGGAGUAUGCCCUCCGUUUGUACCGGGCCAGGUUUUCAAUAGUUCCCCUACUUUUCGCCUAAGGGCACCUCCAUAUAGAAGGCUCCCACGAUGCGGAGCCUCUCUCGAAUGUCCCUGCUGGGGUCGCUCUGCUGCCUGUGCCACUUCUCUCUUUCCGAAGAUGGACUGGGCCUCUCACACAACAAUUUUGUGUUAGUCAUUGAUGGACUCUAUUUUUUUAUUGCUUGGACAUUGGUCGUUUUUAUACUAGGAACAAUAUAUUGUUCUAAUUUUUGGUUUAUUUGGGGUCGGGAGGGAAAGUUGGGCUGAUUCUGGAGUAAAAACUUGGGAGGGAAAGGGGAAUUAACUUUGUAAGGACUUGGAUACCUACACAUUUUUUUCUACAAAAUCUACUCUGAUCCCAUGGCUGUAAAGGGGGAGAAAUCGUUUUUACAUUUUUAUUUUUUAAAUAAAUCAUUGUGUUCAUUGACCUUUACAUGUCUUUUUUUCCUAGAGUUCAUUCCAUACAGUUCAAGCAAAGGCUUUUUGAGUCUGAAACAGAAGUUACUUCUCAAAUUUCUACGUUUCAAAUAAAAUUAUUAUUUCUGGUAAAGGCCUCAAUUAACCUUUAUGUUGCCCUGCUAUAUAUUGGAUUUAUUACUGCUAAAGAGUUAUAGACACAUUUUUGAAAUUCCCAUUGGUGGAUGAAGUCAGUUAAAAUACAUUAUUGUGUAGCCACCAUUUUGUAAUUGGGCACUUUGCCUUGCUGACGCAGUUGGUCUGAUUUUUUUUUUGUAUAUGGAGUUCCCCAUCAGUAUAUGUAGUUCUAACUCAUUUAAAGCAUGUGCUUUUUCAUAUAAGUGUUCAAAAUUACAGAUUGCUCAGUUUCACCUUGUGUUAUUUAUUGGCUUGCCUGUAAACAGUUAGGGGAGGUUUCCUUUUAUUAAAUACUCUGUUUGCAUAGUAUCCAGUUGAAAUGACUUCACUAUCUAAACUGUUCUUGCUAAAGAACCCAAGAAUCCUUAGAGCACCAUCUGCUGGCAAAAUAGCAGACCACUGCUGUAAUCUUUACAACAGACAAAAUUGGCCUUCAAACAUAUAAAGACUAUUAGGAAAAAGUCAAAAUGUGUGGUCAAAAUACCUGAACAUUGGCACAAAUGAUACAUAUCUGAAAUUCCACAAGAACUUUUCUUGAUUAAAUAUAAAAUUCCCAAUUUUGUGGUAGGUGAUUUAUAAAUAAGCCAGUAACCUAGGUGCCAGUUGUAAAUAAAAAUCUCUGUAGUCUGCUUGAUGUAUUUGUAGCCCUUUCACACAGUAGAAUUAUAGUUUGUUUGUUCUGUUAAAAUGUUCUAGCGAGAAACUGCCUUCCUCAAUAGAAAUAGAAUAGUUAUGGAUAUUGCAAAUAAAGAAUUCAAUUCUU